CACCGUGCUGCACUGCUCUCAGGAAGGAAGUUGUUGGUUAGUUGCAGCUACUUGCUUGUUCCCUCACUUCUUCCCUGCAGUCAGGCAGUCUGAAACUCUGCCACCAUGCGUGACGUCCACCUGGCCCUCGUCUCCCGCAGCCUGUGCUGCGAUGUCCGCACCGCUGCCUUCGUCUUCAUCACCUACUACCUGGUUUCCACGCUGAUGGUAUGUUUCGACAUCACAGUUUGGAUCUUCAAUGGUAAGGAUCUCUGUGGAUUCGUCCACAGUGAGAGCCUGACCCACGGCCAGCUGAUAUUUGACACCACCUCUAACUUCCUGCUGUUGCUUAUGAUGCUGAUCUCGUGCAUCUUAGCUCUGUUUGGACUUCGCAAGGGCGUCUCCAAACACCUGGUCCCCUUCCUCGUCCAGCUGUACCUGGAUCUGGGGAUGAGCGUGAUAUCCAUCUUCAGUGGCCCCUGGGGGACCCCAGGGACCCCCACUUUUGAGGGGGGUGACCGUCUAGUGACGUAUAUGACAGGCGGACGGAGCUACAGCCGAAGGAGCUGGCUCACAUGACCAUAGAUAUUCGGAGUGCUGUUUGUUCUCUACCUGCUGAUGAAGGUGUAUACAGCACACAUUGUGACCCAGUGUUACCAUGUGAUUAAACUGACCUGCGAAAACAAGAAGGGUCAGGAUGAGGAGAAGAGUGUAUCGGUGAAACUGCCCUCCUAUGACGAGGCUUUGAAGCAAUCUGAGGUGGCUUGUCCGGCCUACAAGACCGUGUGAGGAAGUGAAGCCAUACAGAGCUGGAGCACACCUGCCUGCCUGAUCAAAUCUGCUUUCAGUACUUCACUGGCAGCUGCUUUAUUUGCUUUACUAUAAAUUAGGCAUAUUGAGGAGAGAGAGAGAGUGAGAGGUGGGGGAGAGUGAGAGAGCAAGACAGCAAGAAAAAGAGAGUGAGAGAGAACAAAAGAGAGAGAGAGAAUGAUAGAGACUGGCAGUGCUUCUAUUGACCAUUAUUCUAUUAACUUCAAGAAAACACAUUCCUCUAUCUUAGCAGCUCCGUGUCUUCUGCAUGUCUAAAGAAGUGGAUGAGAGGGAGACUGAUGAGAGGGAGGUUGGCGUGUGAGUGAAUGUGUUAAUGAACUGAGCGCGUGAGUCACAGUAGGCUGCCGGGCAGCACUAGGCAUGCUCGGAAUUCAUUCUACUCAAGCAAGAGUAGACAUUGCACUGAACAGUUAAUUCAGCAUUGCUGCAAAAAUAUAAAUAUUUGCUACCAUGUUAAAAAAGCCAAGAUUGUUAUCAUUGUAUCUGUUUAUGGAGAUAAAUAGUAUAUGCACAAAUAAUGCAUGACUAGAUUAGCAUUUUAAGAUAAAUAGCCUUACCCACAGGUCUGCUAUUUCAGACCUGCUGAAUUCCAGGUUGGUUAAUGCGCUCAUUGUUGUUGGAAUGAGUUCAGCGCAGCUGGACAAUCCAUUUAGUGCUUUUCCCAGUCACAGCUAUGUAUAUUACCGUACCAGUAGUUUUUUUUUAAUAUUUAUUUUUCAAAGUUAGUGAACUGCAUUGCUUUUAAUUGCCAGUAGUAAUUGUCCCAACAGCAUUAGAAAGUUCAGUUAAGUUCAGUUAAUCACAUACAGUAUUUGUGCUGUUACACCUUAAAAGGUUAAUGAAAAAGAAGAGUGUUGAAGGAGAGUGGCUGAGUAAAGACAGACAGAAUGACACUUUGCUUAUUGCACUUGGAGGCUGGGAGUGUGCAGGAAACAAUAAAAGCUCAUUUAAUGCUGCG
This is a messenger RNA of Conger conger (European conger), 1768 nucleotides long. RefSeq lists its product as uncharacterized. The coding region runs from base 106 to 558 and encodes 150 amino acids. The transcript is spliced from 7 exons. The record is from RefSeq and is a predicted model, not a curated record. NCBI's taxonomy places the organism in Eukaryota, Metazoa, Chordata, Actinopteri, Anguilliformes, Congridae. Gene Ontology annotation, cellular component: lysosomal membrane.